CCCUAGCCCUCUGGAAGCAUUCCCAAAUCCCAGCCCAGUAGCCACCGCUGUCGCCGGGGUUUUCAGAUCGUCAGCGCCACCGCCGCCGCCUGGUCUCUUCCCCCAUUCAUUCAUCUCAGUCUCACACUCUCACUAACCCUAGCCCUCUAAAGCAUUCCCAAAUCCCAGCCAAGUAGCCACCGCCGUCACCGGGGUUCUCAGGUCGUCAGCGCCACCGCCGUCGCCUGGUCUCUUCCCCCAUUCAUUUAUCUCAGUCUCACACUCUCACUAACCCUAGCCCUCCGAAACAUUCCCAGCCCAGUAGCCUGUGGUCCUCAGGUCGUUAGCGCCACCGCCGUCGCCUGGUCCUUAGCACCGCCGCUUCGUCUUUGCUGGCCACUCACUUCGUCUUUGCUGGUCUUCGCUUCGUCAGCACCCAGAUGGAAAGUUUGUUGAAAGAAAUUCAGACCAACAAAAAGAAAAGAAAAGUAAGUUUUGGUGAAGAGGGUGGUGAUGAGGUAGAGGAUGCAAUUGAUGAGGCAAUAGCUCAAGAAGAAUAGAAACAGCAGCGUACUUCGAAUCAGCAAGGAGUUGGAGGUGAUCCAAAGAAAAAAGCCAAAGUCAUUCCUCCUAUGUUUGUACCAAGAACAACUCCAGGAGCUCAACCAAGUAUUAAAAGUGUUUUACAAAAUAAAGAGGCGAUACACGAGGUUGAUAAACAGUUUGUUCGGUGGCUUUUGGAUUGUAAAAUUCCGUUUAAUGCUGUGAUGACGCCAUUUUUCCAGAUAUUAUCAACUCAAGAUGGGACAAGCAUUUGAAGAAAGAUCUUCAUGCGGCAGCUUACUUCCUGAAUCCUAAAUUCUUUUUUAAUGAAAAUUAUAAAGAAGCACCUGAUGUCAUGCGAGGUUUGCUUGAUCUUGUUAUCUUGUAUUGCAAGUGUAACAAUUUGGAUUCAGUUCAGGCAAUGAAAGAAAUACAUUUAUAUAGAGAUCGGAAGGAAAGUUUUGAUAGACAAGAAGCUAUUCGAGCUGCAUCUGAACUUAUGCUUGAUGAAUGGUGGAGGUUAUUCGGAGGCUCUGCUCAAUGUUUACAAAAGAUAGUUGUUCGCAUUCUUAGCCAAGCAUCUGCUUCUUUUGGGUGUGAGAUAAAUUGGAGUCUUUUUUACCAGAUUCAUACAAAAAGAAGAAAUAGAUUGGAGCAUGAUAGACUGAAUGACAUUGUUUAUGUUACCUAUAAUUUGCGUCUUAAAUCCAGGAAGGAAAAAGAAAAAAGAAAGCAAAAGACACAAUUUGAUGCAAUUAAUUAUGAAAGCAUCAGUCAAGUUGACUUUUGGGUGACUGAAGAGAUUGUAGAGAAAGAGCCCGAUCUUCCUAGUAAUGUGGAUGACUUAUUGCGUGAAAUUGAUGCUGAUUUAUAUCAAAAUGACGGUGGUAGUAGUGGUCUUUAUGCUGCAUCUCUUGAUUCUUCUACUCAACAGGAUGAGAAUGAAGGUGAAGAUCAUCCCACUGACGCAGAUCAUCCCACUGACGCAGAUUUGCAACAAGUUCUUGCAGAUUUUGAUGACUGA
This is a messenger RNA of Arachis duranensis, 1546 nucleotides long. RefSeq lists its product as uncharacterized. The transcript is spliced from 5 exons. Bases 878 to 1546 code for a protein of 222 amino acids. Gene Ontology annotation, molecular function: protein dimerization activity. NCBI's taxonomy places the organism in Eukaryota, Viridiplantae, Streptophyta, Magnoliopsida, Fabales, Fabaceae. The record is from RefSeq and is a predicted model, not a curated record.